Molecule: messenger RNA, 1212 nt
Organism: Aspergillus thermomutatus
Lineage: Eukaryota; Fungi; Ascomycota; Eurotiomycetes; Eurotiales; Aspergillaceae
Exons: 4
Coding region: 1-1212 (403 amino acids)
Biological process (GO): GDP-mannose biosynthetic process; carbohydrate metabolic process
Cellular component (GO): cytosol
Molecular function (GO): mannose-6-phosphate isomerase activity; zinc ion binding
Source: RefSeq, a predicted model, not a curated record
AUGGCAGAAUCAGUGGUCCAAAUCAAAUGUGAAUGCAAGCACGACCCUUGGGGCAAAAAGGGCAAGGAUGCACUGGCUGCCCAGCUUUGGGCCAAAUCACCGGGCUCGGGUGAUAUCAAGGAGACGGAGACAUAUUCUGAGAUGUGGAUGGGCACAUACCCGACAAAUCCGUCCAAAGUUCUCGCCACGGGCGAGUUGCUCGCUGACUACAUCAAAAAAAACCCGCAGUUGAUCGGAAAGGCCGUUUUGGAUCGAUAUGGGCCAGAGAUUCCCUUUCUACCCAAGAUCCUAUCCUUCGCCAAAGCCCUUCCACUUCAAAUCCACCCCGACAAGGCCUUAGCCGAGAAGCUCAACGCAGCCGAUCCUAAGAAGUUCGGCGACCCCAACCACAAACCCGAAAUAGCAAUUGCACUAUCUAACUUUGAGCUCUUUGCCGGCUUCAAACCACUGAAAGAAAUCGAGGCCCUCAUGAAGCUGAAGCCGCUCGAACGGUUCGUCCCGCCUCACGAGAGGUUCGAUGACGAGCUUCUGCGGCAGAUUUGCAAGGCGCUGCUGAGUGUCUCUCCGGUCGUCGUUGCCGAAACGAUCAAUGAGCUUCAGAACAUUCCCGAGUCCCAGUUCGGCCCCCACAGCUAUAUUCCGGGCAUGCUGGGGAGGCUUCGCAAGCAGUAUUCGGAAUACGACAACGGCAAUUUGGUCGCUGCGUUGUUGAUGAACUAUCUCAGCAUCGGACCCGGUGAGGCAGUCUGUGUGCCGGCGGAUAGUUUGCACGCAUAUCUUCACGGCGACAUCAUGGAAUGCAUGGCACGGUCCGAUAACGUCCUGAACACAGGAUUCUGUCCCAGGCCGGCUCGGGACAGUGUGGAUCUAUUCUCGCGGGCGCUAACGUUCAAACCUCACUCGAAAGAGGAGGUGUGCCUACCACGGAAAAAGAGUGACAAGGGCAUGAAUGGGAAAACCGAUGAGUAUGCCCCGCCCUUCAGCGAAUUCAACGUCCUGGCGACUUGUUUGGGGCCGGGUGAGAAGGAAACGCACAAGGCCAUCUUAGGCCCGAGUCUUAUGAUCGUCACAAAGGGUUGUGGUCAAAUGAACGCUCCUGGCGACAAGCGGUUCGAUCUGAAGGAAGGAUACACCUACUUUAUCGGACAGGGAGUCGCCCUAGACUUCUCGACAGAAAAGGGAAUGGCGGUUUAUCGACCUUAUGCAGAGUAA